AUGAAAUCGUUUAUCGCUCUAUUUGGAAUUCUUUCCAUGGGAGACGUUUUACAGUAUCUAGUUUCGGCUUCUGUCAGAAAAGUGGGUGGAAAAUGGGUCUUUUCAGCCGGCAUUGACAAAUCUGCUGUAGCAUACGGUACUAUUUCGGUGGCUAUUAAUGAGACGGGUUGGAACAUUUUGAAGGUGAGUUCCAACGAGGAUUUCAGCAACGAGGAUCAGUCGUAUGCUGCUGGUUUGAUUGAGGGUUAUCUCUCGGAAGAUAUGAUCUACACACAUUCUAAAAACAUUUACACAGAGAAGGAGCCCUCCGAAUUUAUCCAAUCGAUUUUAGAUGAAAAUGCGGAAUGGGAGAAGGAGGAAUCCGCAGUGGGAGACCGCGAAUACUGGAACCAUCGCCACUACCUCGAUCUCCAAGUGGAUGGUGUCUACGACGGCUACAUGGCUGCAAACGAAGGAAAACCCGAACGAGCUCUCUCGAAAUGGCAGAUCCAAUACGCGAACUACGACGGCGACGUGGGCGAUUGGAACUCGCUUCCCCACGCCUCCUCAAAGGGGAAACUGGAGAAACAGGAGAAGCCAGACCCCCUCACGAUCGAUAAUUUGGACCAUUGUUCUGCGUUGGUCCGCAUGACAUCGGACAAGAGCGACCUGCUGAUUGGCCAGUCGACAUGGAGCGCCCUGCACACGAUGUUCAAGCUGCACAAGAUCUACGACCUGCCUCUGCGGCGCACGGCGUCGGCGGAGAGCGCGAUCAUUCCGGGCCGGCUGACGGCGUUCAGCACGUACCCGGCGCGGAUCAGCAGCGGCGACGACUACUACACGGUGGGAGAGUGGAUGGUGGUGCAGGAGACGACGAUCGGGAACUACAACGAGGAGCUGUAUCGGUAUAUGAACGGGAAGAACGUAAUGCAGUGGGCGCGGAACCUGAUCGCGAACCGGCUGGCGCGGUCGCCGGAGGAGUGGUGCAAGCUGUACGCGAUGUAUAACAAUGGGUGCUACAACAAUCAAUGGAUGGUGCUGGACUAUCGGUACUUUGAGCCAGGAAAGGGACUGGAGAAGGGAGGGUUCUUCUUGCUGGAGCAGAUCCCUGGGUAUGCGAAGUAUUGGGAUGCGACGGACGUGCUGAACCGAAAGGGGUACUAUGCGUCGUAUAAUAUCGCGUUCGAUCCGUUCAUUUAUGAAAUGAGCGGAGCGGAGAAAAUGGAUGGAUGGAUGGAUGGAAAGAGGGAGAAAUGGGAUGGAUGUCCUCGCGCUCGCAUCUUCGCUCGCGAUGUUCCCCGUGUUCAGGACGAGUCCUCCUUCCGUGCCCUGCUCCGCUACAACGAUUUCAAGCACGAUCCCUUGAGUCGUUGCGCGGGAUACCCUGGAUACACCGGCUCCUACGCGAUCGGCUGCCGCAAUGAUCUCAAUCUGGCGAACGGAACGUAUCCUCGUCCCGGCUUGGGCCAGCGAAAUCACGCGGCGACGGACGGAAAGAUCACGAGUCUGCGCCUGAUGAAGAAGGGAGUGAGCUCGCAGAUCAUCGCAGGACCGCCAUACCGUGAUGUGGGCGUGUUCGCGUGGGAGACGAGCGCGUUUAAGGACUUGCCGCAUUGGAGAUUGCCGGAGAAGUACGAGUUCCCGUGGAUCGAAGUGGACCAGGACGGACGAUACGAAGUGGUGGGACUGGAAUAUGCGGAUAAACGCUCUCUCUACGAGUGCUGUCUCCUCCCCUCCCUCCUCCCCUCCUCCCUCUUCGUGGGUUGCCGCCAGCUCUGCACCUCCGUGCUCCUCUACGGCCCUCCGGGCACCGGCAAAACGUCGCUCGUCCGCGCAGCGGCCAACGAAAGCCGUCCCUUCUCUCCGCCCUCCUCACCCGCAGACCGCUACCUCCUUGAGCUCAGCCCCUCCGCCUGCCUCUCCAAAUGGUCCGGCGAGGCCGAGCGUCGUCUCCGCGGCGCCUUCACGGAGGCUCGCCGCCAUGCGCCCAGCCUUCUCUUCUUCGACGAGCUCGACGCUUUCUCGCUCGACCGCGGCCAGACCGACGACCCCGGAGCGCGCAGACUGCUCAGCGAGCUGCUCAUCCAGCUCAGCGCUCUGCAGAGGGACGAUCACGUGAUCGUCAUCGCGGCGACCAAUCGCAUUGCGGAUAUCGAUCCCGCGGUUCUGAGGAGGUUCGAGAAAACCAUCGAGGUGCCGCUGCCGACGGCGGAGGAGCGCGAGCAGAUGAUUGUGGCGAUGCUGCGAGGCGUGGCGUGCGACAUGGAGGAAGAUGAUCUCGGGUCCAUCGCCGAGGCGACGGAAGGAUGGUCCGGGUCGCUGCUGCGUGUUGGUUGA
Blastocystis hominis is the source of this 2316-nucleotide messenger RNA. RefSeq lists its product as hypothetical. Gene Ontology annotation, biological process: phospholipid catabolic process. Gene Ontology annotation, molecular function: ATP hydrolysis activity; glycerophospholipase activity; ATP binding. The transcript has 12 exons. The record is from RefSeq and is a predicted model, not a curated record. NCBI's taxonomy places the organism in Eukaryota, Bigyra, Opalinata, Blastocystidae. Gene Ontology annotation, cellular component: extracellular region. The coding region runs from base 1 to 2316 and encodes 771 amino acids.